AUGGCAUCUGCUCUUGAAUUCAUACGCCAACAUCUUCUUGAUGAUUAUACUUUCAUGGAAGAAAACUCUCAAGCUUCUUCGAAUUACUUUGAGUUUGAAACAAAGCCACAGAUUAUUAACACAAACCCUGUAAAACCAACUAGCUUUAAUGAUAGAAAACCUUCGCUGAACAUUGCUAUUCCAGAAGCGAGCAAGAAAGUAGCGUACUUUGGGAGUAAUAAUGUUAGCAACAGUACUGUUCUUGAACGGAAAGUUGAAGAAUCCGAUGACCGGAGGCAUUACCGGGGUGUCAGGCAACGUCCGUGGGGGAAGUUCGCGGCGGAGAUUCGUGAUCCUAAUCGAAAAGGGACACGGAUUUGGCUGGGGACUUUCGACACGGCGGUUGAGGCGGCGAAAGCUUACGACAGGGCGGCGUUUAAGCUGAGAGGCAGCAAGGCUAUACUGAAUUUUCCACUUGAAAUUGGAAAAUCUAAUCCCCUGCCGGAAAAUGAUGCUCCGCUGAAGGCUUGCCGGAAAAGGGCUAGAGAAAAUGAGAACGAAGAGAUAGAAAAGAAGGAGGUGAAGAGAGAGGAGGCGCAAGAAUUGCCAGCCGCUGCCGUUCCUUUAACGCCGUCAAGUUGGACGGCGGUUUGGGACUGUGUAGAUAUGAAAGGCAUCUUCGAAGUGCCGCCGUUAUCUCCCUAUUCAAAUUUGGGUUGCCCAAGGCUUAUGGUUAUUUGA
This is a messenger RNA of Fraxinus pennsylvanica, 720 nucleotides long. The record is from the annotation of a GenBank genome assembly. NCBI's taxonomy places the organism in Eukaryota, Viridiplantae, Streptophyta, Magnoliopsida, Lamiales, Oleaceae.